AUGAUUGAUACCCACACCGAGACCGCUGUAGUUGUUGUCGCUAUACGCUACGCCACGAGCAGCGAUGGCGUGGAGAGAGUUGAGGCCAUCGGGGGUAUCGUUAGCAGAGAAGGCGAAGCCAGGAUCCUGUCCGGCUCGGGCGGCGUGGUUAUACGUUCCCAAAGAGUGGACAGCGGGGUUGCCGUGACCGUGGACUGCAUUGGCAGCAGUGAGGUUGCCAACACAGUAGUGACGGUCAUUGCCGUGGUUCGCAUGGAUUGGGUUUUCGAAGUGAGUUCUGACGUGCAAGUCGAGAAGGUAUUGCGAGGGGAAUAA
Letharia columbiana is the source of this 315-nucleotide messenger RNA. RefSeq lists its product as uncharacterized. Bases 1 to 315 code for a protein of 104 amino acids. The record is from RefSeq and is a predicted model, not a curated record. The transcript has a single exon. NCBI's taxonomy places the organism in Eukaryota, Fungi, Ascomycota, Lecanoromycetes, Lecanorales, Parmeliaceae.